AUGAGUGCCAAAGCACAUUCCAUUCAUCUACUCAUAUCAUUUGUUGGUGUGCUAUCGAGCGCGCAGCUAGUAGUGAACCCACAAACGAAAAUUAGUAGCGAUGUAGACAGCGAAGGUGAAUGGUCAUCGGGGCUGAAGAAAUUAUUAGCGACUUUCGCUCGUAAGAGCAACAGCGGAGCCACCACAGCUGCACCGCCAUACAAUCUGACGCAGCAGCAAAUGGAAGAUUUCGAGGCAAUUAUGAGCGCCGGUGAGGAUGUGCCAACCAAUUCGCAUACGCUAAUCAAUCGCACACAUGACGCAAAUGACGACUAUGGAGCAGAAGAUACGCGCAGUUUUCUUUGUAUACCCAUUAUACGCAUUUUCAAUGUGGUUAUUCGGCGCGAGCUGCUUCCGGAUGAGCGCGUUGCGGUGGUGGGCGAUCAUAAGCGCCUGGGUGCUUGGCAAGUGGAGCGUGGUAUUGCAAUGAAGCCGAGUGGAGGCAAUGCGCAAUCAGCGCUGCAUAGUUGGUCAGUGAAGGUACCUAUUUGUGCAAGUGCGCGCCUACAUUAUCGCUAUUUUAUCUUCAGCCUAGACAAACAUGGGCGACGACGCGUGCAUGAGUGGGAGGGCGUGCCGUACGGUCGAGUAUUGGAGAAGUAUCAGAUGUAUCGUCCGCCGGGCAAGGAUUUAUUUGGAUUACUCUCGCACAUGACAAUCGGCGAUGUGGAGCAUGAGAAAGGUUGGCUGCGCCAGGAGUACGCCAUUGAAUUCAAGUUCAUUUGGGAGCAGCAUUUGAAGUUUUAUCGCUAUUUGAAUUUGAACCGCCCUACGAAAUUUCUGCUAAAGAUGACCGUUUCUAAAAACGGUUUUACGCUACCGUCUAGCGCCUGGCGUAGCACAGAGCUGGAAGUAUCGCACUACGCCUACAAUCGUUCUCACUUUCAGCAGCAAGCCAAGCGCGGCGUGCCCUACUUAGCGGGCGACAUUGUCAUAUUUCGCUUUACUGUGCCACUUAAUACAGUGAACUCCUAUCUGCUGAGCAUUUCUACGAUGGAUGGUAACCGUGUGGGUGAAGUGUUAAUACUAUCAUUGGACCUGAAGGGUUCAGAUGGUGUGCUCCGUCUGCCUAUAUGGGGCGCAGUGAAUUAUUUUCAAGUGGGUAUAUUGACGCUGCCCUAUGUGAUUAUUCGCCCUUUGUUUGGUGCUGUGAAUUAUAAUCUGCGUGGCAGUUUUCAACGUUAUUGGCCCAUGAACUGGCCAUCGAUGGAUGUGGGCCACCGUGGUAUAGGCGCCAGCUUCAAUGCGAAUGCACCAUUUGUGGAAAACACCAUUGCCAGUUAUAUGCACGCACACAAACACAAAGCGGAUAUGGUCGAACUGGACGUGCAGCUGACGAGCGAUUACGUGCCGGUGGUGUGGCAUGACUUUGGCUUUUAUACAGCGCCAACGGGACGCAAUGUGCGGAACGAAGAUGAUUUGGAAUAUGUGCUUAUCAAAGAUCUGAGCUACAAACAGUUGAAGAGCAGUCGAGUUUUCACUGCAGAAGAUGGGAAUAUCUACGAGUAUACAAAUUUCAACGUGCGCAGCGCGUCCGAAAACGAGCGCUUAUUUCCUCUGCUACAGCAAAUUUUUAAAACACUGCCAAUAACGCUUGGCUUAGAUAUCGAAAUCAAAUGGCCGCAAAUUUUAAAAAGCAACGCUGCAGAGUCAGCGCAAACGCUUAACAAAAAUCACUUUGUUGAUAUUAUAUUGAAAACUACUGUGAAGUACGGCUGUGGUCGCCCACUCUUCUUCUCCAGCUUUGAUGCGGACAUCUGCACCAUGGUGCGCCUAAAGCAGAAUGUAUUUCCAGUUGCGUUUAUUACGAUUGGCGAAACGAGCUUGUGGGAACCCUACAAAGAUCUACGCGCACGCAGUUAUCUGGAUGCAGUGAAUUUUGCGCAGUCAGCAAAUCUGUUAGGCACAGUUGCGCAUGCAGAGGAUUUUCUCAAAACCGGCGCUGUACUUGGCUUUGGUUUGGACUUGGGUCAGGCGACUUUUGUAUGGGGCGACGAUUUGCGAGAAAAACAAGCAGUUGAACAAUUUAAGCGCUGGCAUGUGUCUGGCGUCAUUUACGAUCGCAUCGAUUUGUAUGGCCCGCUGCGCAAGCGCGAGAGUUUUUUCAAUGCACCAGAUUUAGUGGACAUUUUCACGCGGCAAUGCAUUGUUGUAGGUCAUUUUAAUUGCUCCAGUGUGCUGACAUUACCGAAUGGGUUUGAUUUACAUGGAAAACCAGUGAGCCGACUGGGCUGCGAGGUGAUUGUGCAAUCCUUUACCUGAGGCCUAAUGGCGUGGGGGCAUAAAUUGGAUUUUAUAUAAAUAAAUUUGUAGGUGCAAUUAUUUAUAAACGGGUAUAGUAGUAAGAA
Molecule: messenger RNA, 2387 nt
Organism: Anastrepha obliqua
Lineage: Eukaryota; Metazoa; Arthropoda; Insecta; Diptera; Tephritidae
Product: glycerophosphocholine phosphodiesterase GPCPD1
Exons: 1
Coding region: 1-2301 (766 amino acids)
Biological process (GO): glycerophospholipid catabolic process
Molecular function (GO): glycerophosphocholine phosphodiesterase activity; starch binding
Source: RefSeq, a predicted model, not a curated record